AUUAAAUAUUCAAGGUGCGGCUUUUGCAGCAGGUGCUUGAGAAAUAGUUCCCUUCGCAUUUUUUUGGGUAACUUUGGAGAGUGCAGAGUCUACAACAAUUUUACUGUAACAGAUUUAAAAAAGAGGACUUUUUUGAAAAUAUUGUCGGACGGGUAAAAUAUUACUUUUCUAAGCCAGGUGGAGAAUAGGCUCAUUUGUUCCAAUCUAACAACUGUUGCCUUUGGUGUACUACAAACUUUUUCCUAAAACUUGGUUUUCUUUUCAAAAAGUUGAAAAUGGCAAACUCUGGACUUCAGAUUUUGGGUUUUGCUCUGUCGAUUCUUGGUCUGGUCGGGUUAAUCAUCGGUACAAUCCUGCCUCAGUGGAAGAUGUCGGCAUACGUCGGUGACAAUAUCAUCACAGCAGUGUCUAUGUACCAGGGAUUAUGGAUGUCUUGUGCAUUCCAGAGUACCGGACAGAUCCAAUGCAAAGUCUACGACUCAAUGCUGCAACUUGACAGCGCCCUCCAGGCAACGCGGGCCCUGAUGAUCGUGGGCAUCAUUGUGACUGUGGCUGGACUGGGCGUGGCCAGCAUGGGAAUGAAGUGCACCAACUGUGGCGGAGACGACAAAACCAAAAAGUCCAAAAUCUCCAUGACCGGCGGUAUCAUCCUGCUGAUCGGCGCUCUGGCUGCAAUGAUCGCCUGCAGUUGGUUUGCCAACCGGAUCAUCCAGGACUUCUACAACCCGUUCACCCCAGUCAACACCAAAUAUGAGUUUGGUUCAGCCAUCUUCAUUGCCUGGGCUGGAGCCUUCCUGGACAUCAUUGGUGGGGCCAUGCUUGCUGCAUCCUGCCCCAAGGGAAAGCCAAAAGCUGCUCCCAAAUACCCCAUUGCUUCCACCCGUCCCCCUAGCAGCACCAAGGAAUACGUCUGAGCAGGACCCCCCCCCCCCAGUGGCAGAAGGAAACAUCUAGAGGCUGAAGGAAAAAACACAAUCUACAUUCCCAACUCUACAUGUCAUUUGGUCCUUGCCAAGUCCACCUUGUUUGUUCUGUGUUUUUUUUACUCUGUAUAUUUUAAUGUUAUCCAUGAUGUAAUCUCUAACUGAUGGGAUGUAGUGUAGAGUUGGUUUUCUUAUUGUUACUGUUUCAGAG
Esox lucius (northern pike) is the source of this 1134-nucleotide messenger RNA. RefSeq names its product claudin 7b (gene cldn7b). Bases 276 to 914 code for a protein of 212 amino acids. Gene Ontology annotation, molecular function: structural molecule activity. The transcript is spliced from 4 exons. The record is from RefSeq and is a predicted model, not a curated record. Lineage: Eukaryota; Metazoa; Chordata; Actinopteri; Esociformes; Esocidae. Gene Ontology annotation, biological process: cell adhesion; bicellular tight junction assembly. Gene Ontology annotation, cellular component: bicellular tight junction; plasma membrane.